This is a messenger RNA of Liolophura sinensis, 1642 nucleotides long. RefSeq names its product ankyrin repeat domain-containing protein 16-like. Gene Ontology annotation, molecular function: protein binding. The coding region runs from base 204 to 1298 and encodes 364 amino acids. The transcript has 7 exons. Lineage: Eukaryota; Metazoa; Mollusca; Polyplacophora; Chitonida; Chitonidae. The record is from RefSeq and is a predicted model, not a curated record.
UGCUCAUAUAGGAAGGAUUAUGAAUCGGAAAUAGACGGUUGCAUCAAUCGCCACCGUAGUUUUUCUUCAGUGAAAAGUUGACAGACCUUCUCUGAAUUAGAUCCAUAAACUGUCAUCCUGGUAGCAUAGUCUGCGAAGUUUAAAUUAGUGUACAUUACAAAUACAAGCAAAAAUCUCACUAUGCCCUACCACACUGCAUAAUAAUGGAGAGAAAGCUAAAGGAACGAUUGUUACAAGCAACCCAGCAUGGAGACAUCAAAAUUGUACAGAAAGCUGUUGAUGAGUGUAAGGGAAUUAGCACAAGCUGGGCAGACAGUCAAUUGAACAAAUCAUGUGAUACUGUUGUACACUUGGCAGUUCGUCAUGGUCAUGUAAAUGUUUUCCAGUAUCUCUGUAAUAGCUCAUGCAACCUCGAAAAACAGAACACGAACGGCAAACGGCCGAUCCACGAAGCUGCUCACUUUGGCCAAACAGAAUGUCUUAGACUAUUGCUUGAGAAUGGAGUGCAAGUUGACAGUUUGAAGAGAGCAGACUGGACCCCAUUAAUGCUGGCUUGCACAAAGAAAAACAAAGAUAUCAUAACAUUGCUGCUCGAGCAUGGGGCUAACCCUGGCCUGAAGAAUAAAGAUGGAUGGAAUAGUUUCCAUAUUGCAUGCAGGGAAGGUCAUAUGGACAUUAUAUCUUCUCUGCUAAACUGGAAGAAAGAUUUAUGGGAUACGAAAAGUAACAAUAGACGAACACCCUUACACACUGCAGCUUUGCACGGUCACAGGGAAGUAGUGGAGUUCUUAGUAAGUCACUGUGACUACCCCAGUGACGUUACAGAUAGUUGUGGCACGACUCCUUUCAUGGAUGCUGUCAGGACAGGGGAUAUCCCUGUGGCAGAUUUACUACUCCGAAAACAUCAGGCAAAUCCAGCAAAGGGAGACAACUCUGGUUACCAGGCCAUUCAUAUAGCAGCUCAGACUGGUCAUUCAGAAACUGUUCAGUUUCUGAUUACAAAAUGUAAUGUCAGUAUCAACUCCUCCACACAUAAUGGGAUAACACCUCUACAUAUCGCAGCAAAGGAAGGACAGGUCGAGGUGAUAAAAACUCUUGUUGAAAAUGGGGCAUGUUUGAAUGCAGUUGACAGCAAAGGAAGGACAGCUCUUCACAUUGCCUGUGGGGCCUGUCACCCAGCUGCUGCAAGAACUCUCCUCCAGAGUGGUGCUGAUCCUCAGGUUAAAGAUCAAAGCAACAGAACACCCUUUGAAAUGACAUCAUCUAUGGACAUACUACACCUGUCAACUGUUAAUUGACUCACAAGUCGAGUCUUACACUCCUGUGGCUAAAUAUCUGUGUUUACAUGGGAUACUUUAAAAAUAUAUCAUUGUGAUACUACAGUAAUUCGCAGCAUGAAGCUAUGACUAAAUAUAUUUAUAUUUAAGAGAAAAAAAAGUUUUAGUAUUUACCUUCAAGGUGUGGUUUUUGGUCCUGAAGACCAUUUGCUCAAAGCUCAAAGGACUAUCAUACCACAUUUAGGUGUAGACAUGUACAUGUACAUAAUGUAAAUAACUUAAUAUGAGAUACUGGAAAAAUGUGAUAUUUUGUGACCUUUCAUGUAUCAUUACAUUACAUCACAAAAUUUAUGACAGUGCCUCUU